Messenger RNA from Galleria mellonella (greater wax moth), 1810 nucleotides. RefSeq lists its product as uncharacterized. Lineage: Eukaryota; Metazoa; Arthropoda; Insecta; Lepidoptera; Pyralidae. Bases 76 to 1797 code for a protein of 573 amino acids. The transcript has a single exon. The record is from RefSeq and is a predicted model, not a curated record.
GAGUAUUAAUUGUUAGAUUUACUUAAAUAAAUUAUAUACCGAUUUAAGUAUUUUUGGAUGAAAUAGUAACUAGCAAUGGAAUUACAUUGCCAAAUUUUGCUAUACCUUGAUAAAAGGCGUUUUCUAAUUGAUAUGAAUAAUACGUGUAAACAAUUCAUAAAACAAUUAAAUGAGAAAACAAUAAGUAAAUAUCCUCCAUGUAGACACUUAUUGGAAAUAGAUGUAAUAGAUUUACUUGAGAAGUAUCCUGCAAUUGGAGAAAUUCUUCUAAAAGAGCCAUAUAAGUGGCAAAGCGUCUGUAAUGAAAUUUUAUUUGCAUGUUUACAAUCGUCAGAAAAUGAAUGGGUUCAAUACGUAAUGUUAACACAAGUAGCAGUAAUUUUACGAUUAAAAUGUAUACCAAACCUACUUACUAAUUCGAAUCCUCGCCAUUAUAAAGGGCUGGUAUUAUUCCAAGGCUUAUUAUUAUCUAUAUCAAAACCAGAAAGUUACGCAUAUCAUACUGUUUGGUCUUGCCCACAAGAGUGUGAAGGUAAUGAAACUGUUAUACAAUAUAUACCAAAAACCCCACCAAAAUGCUACAUUUGUAAAAGCAUUCUUUUCGAAAACAGUGGAUUGCGACGUUGUGGCGAGCAAGUAACAGCUAUGUUAAAAAUUGAAAAUAAUCUAUUGUUAAGACGAUUUACUAUUAAUGAUGAUUUAAUUUGUAAAUUAAAACUGGGAUCUACAUACAUACUGCAUGCAGUAAUAACAAAAAAACUUUCAACGGUGUGGUCUUUAGAAGAAAUUAUACCUUUGCCAGUAUUAACAACGUUGUGUGUUCCUAAAGAUAUUGAAGAAUUGUAUCAAGUAUGCAAAGCUGUACCAUGGAAAUUUAUAUACUGCCUUGCAUCAAGUAUAGGAGUAAACAUUUGCCCCUUAAAUUGCUACAUGCAUUUGAAAAUAAAUUUGCUACUAAGUUUGACCAGUGUCAAAGCCAGUGUCCUAAAUAAUUCGCAUAUUAUUCAUGUUUUCGCUGCCGGUCAUGAUACUGGGUUUGUUGGACAAGUUAUGGGAGAAGGAGCAAAAUUAUCUGACAGAUACCAAAACUUAGGAACAGUAAAUACUGCUGUAACUUCAACAUUAAUAGGCUCAUCAGGUGGUGUUUGUUUAAUGCCUUUGCCAUUUUACGUCUAUAAUCAAAAGCAGACAUCUUCUCUCCUUUCGGCAAUGGAAUCAGGGGAAAUAAUUACUGAUACACAUCGAGGAAAACUUCAAUGUGCAGUUUGGGCACAUGGCAUGGAUAAUAAAAGAGGAAUUUUAUUUAAUGUCACUAAUAUUUUUGGAAUGGUUAGUCGAGGUGAUUAUGGGGAAUACAGUGACAAAAUUGUAGACUUUCUUUUGCAAAACGCUAUAGAACCCUCACCUAACAGCUUUGAUGAAAUGAACGCAUUAAAGGACAUAUCAUCGUAUAUCGACUUGAUUGCAGGAUUACGAGUUUCAUUAGAUAACCAUUGUGAAAAUCUUAUAAGAGAUUAUUUUUUGGCGUCUCGCAAAAUGAGACCUAGAGCUGUGUCGGUAAGAACAAUGGACGCCUUAGUAGCAGUUUGUCUCACUUCUGCGAGACUUUGUCGGCGACCUGUGGCUUCAAUUGAUGACGCAAUAUUCGCGAUUUGGUUACAUGUCAGCGGUAUUUCAGAACAUGGAAUCGCUCCUGAAGAAUAUUUACAAGCACCAUCAGAUAUAAAAGAGUUACAAAAGAAUAUUAUUAAUUUUAAAACUUGGUUACUCGAAUUCACUGGUAAUUGUAUAGUUUAAAUAAAAAAUGUAG